This is a messenger RNA of Sphaeroforma arctica JP610, 2754 nucleotides long. RefSeq lists its product as hypothetical. Lineage: Eukaryota; Ichthyosporea; Ichthyophonida. The coding region runs from base 1 to 2754 and encodes 917 amino acids. The transcript is spliced from 3 exons. The record is from RefSeq and is a predicted model, not a curated record.
AUGUCUGGUGCUUCUGAUCUAGAGAAUCAGAACAGAGAGACCGAACUUCUCUUCUGGCGGACGCAGUGCGACGAUCUACGCGCAGAGCUCAAAACAACAGCACAACAGUCGAACAGCCGGGUGAAACACUUACACGCCACCAUCACCUCAUUACAAGAGAGAGAGGUCCAGACAGCCCAGGUGUGGACAAAUAUACAGCAACAGAUGACGCACGACUCCGCCGUUGCCAUGGCAACGGGGCACGGGCGUCUGCUGAAGGGGCUGUUCGACCUGCGCAACCACUACGCGCGGCCUGCAGGACUGCUGUUGACCAAGGUGGAGACUCUUACUGGUUAUUUGUCCACUAUGGAGCAGGAGCGGGACUUAGCGGCCCAGAGAGAGGCGCAGAUGGAGUAUGAACGGGACACCGAGGUCAGGCGGGUGACCAAUCUCGAGGACAUGAUCACACACCACGAUAACGCUGUGCAUGCGCUGGGAACCGCGCGUGACACGCUGAGUACCGAACUGUCGCAGGCUAGAGAAGCCGAGGCCACAUGUGCGCGCGAGAGAGACCACGAGCGUAUUCGCAGCGACGCCAUGGAACAGACGCUGAGCGAUCGCGAGCAGGACGUGGCGGUGUUGGUAGGUAGACACGAGGAGUUACAACACGAAUUGGACACAGCUCAGCGCAAACUGGCGGAGGAGAAGGAGGGUGCACACACCAGUGAGCGGCAGCUGGCUACACUGGAGGCGUUGCUAGGCAACAGUGAGCAGCUGGCGUGUGACACACAGGCGAAGUGUGACACGCUGCAGAAGGCUCUGGCUGCGUGCGAGACGCGGGCGCACCAGAGUGAGUGUGAACGGGACAGGGCAGAGGACCGCGUGGACGCGCUGGAAAAACAGGUGCAGGGCUGUGAGGAUACGCUGGCGCUGGCCAAGACGCGGGAAACGGCGCUUGUGAAAGAGUUAGAGCGCGCGCGAGAGCGUGUGGAGGAGGGGCGUACAGCGCUGACGGAGAAGGCGCAGGAGCUGUGUAGUAUGGAGACGAAGCACGCGCUGUGUGGCGCGAGACUGGCGGAGUGUGUGGCUAAGGUUGAGGGGGUGCAAACGGAGCUACAGGUGAAGUGUGCGGAGGUGGCUGAGAGUGAGGACAGGGGGGAUGUGCUACGAGAAAAGGUGAGUGCGUUGGAGGAGAUAGUGGACAGUAAAGCGCAGGGCAUGAGCGAUCUGGAAGCGCAGCUGAGAGAGGCGGAGGAGGCCGUGGCAGUGCUGCAGGGGACGAAUGAGCAGCUAGAGAGUACGAAUGAACAACUAAAGAGUGCGAAUGAGCAGCUAGAGGGUACGAAUGAGCAGCUAGAGAGUACGAAUGAGCAGCUAAAGAGUACGAAUGAGCAGCUAGAGGGUACGAAUGAGCAGCUAGAGAGUACGAAUGAGCAGCUAAAGAGUACGACUGCGCAGCUAGAGAGUACGAAUGAGCAGUUAAAGAGUACGAAUGAGAAGCUAGAGGGUACGAGUGAGGAGCUAAAGAGUACGAAUGAGCAGCUAGAGGGUACGAAUGAGCAGCUAGAGAGUACGAAUGAACAGCUAGAGAGUGCGAAUGAGCAGCUAACGAGUACGAAUGAGAAGCUAGAGGGUACGAAUGAGGAGCUAGAGAGUACGAAUGAGCAGCUGAAGAGUACGAAUGGGCAGCUAGAGGGUACGAAUGAGCAGCUAGAGAGUACGAAUGAGCAGCUAGAGGGUACGAAUGAGCAGCUGAAGAAUAAGAAUGAGCAGCUAGAGAGUACGAAUGAGCAGCUAGAGAAUACGAAUGAGCAGCUAGAGAGUACGAAUGUGGAGCUAAAGAGUACGAAUGAGAAGCUAGAGAAUAAGCACGCGGAGCUGCAGAGUAGCUAUGAUCAAUCGCGGAGUAGCGAGGAGCAACUGCAGAGUAGCUACGAAAAGCUGCAGAAUGCGUACGAACACAUCCAAACGCUACAUGAGCAGACAGACAGCGAACUCGCCACUGCACGGGACGAGAUGGUGACACUCACUGGUGUGCUGGACGGCCUGCGUGCGGGUGCGUCAGAGGCUACCAAGGACUACGCCAGGGCCCAAGAGACCAUAGCCACGCACGCAGCUACUAUUGCCGAACUAACCGACCGAGAGAACGGGUUGGUCUCUGAGCUGGCAGACGCCCAGGCGAAGGAGGUGGAGCACACCGCCACCAUCAACACACUGGAAGGCCUGAGCGAGAGGGUCAGUGGACAGCUGGCAGAGGCGCGGGAGAGUGUGCGUGCGCACGUGUGCACUAUUGAGAGGUUGGAAGCACAGGAGAGGGGACUGAGCGAUGAGCUGGCACGUGCGAAAGACGCGGCUACCACAUACGGGGAGGCUAUGGAGAGGCUAGCACAACAGGAAGGGGCUAUAGUGCAGCAGGUGGCAGACGCAAUGGACAAUAUAGCUACACAUGUGAAUGCGAUUGAGAUGUUGGAGGAGCAUGAAAGGGGUCUGUGCACACAGCUGGCAGAGGCACAUGCCACAGUAUCUGCGCAGGUAAGUGCUAUAGAGAUACUGCGAGACGAGGGGAAGGGGUUAAGCACACAGCUGGCAGAGACGCAGGAGACUAUGGAGACGCAUAACGAUACCAUUAACACACACCUGCACACUAUUUCGUCACUGGAGAGAAGUGGAAAAGAUCUGAAAACACAGCUGACAGAGGCGCAGGCGACCAUAGUCACACAAACGGACACUAUUUCGUCACAUAGAGAAGUGGGGAAGAUCUCAAAAAACAGCUGA